Molecule: messenger RNA, 1792 nt
Organism: Corticium candelabrum
Lineage: Eukaryota; Metazoa; Porifera; Homoscleromorpha; Homosclerophorida; Plakinidae
Product: sphingosine kinase 2-like
Exons: 5
Coding region: 60-1535 (491 amino acids)
Biological process (GO): phosphorylation; sphingosine biosynthetic process
Cellular component (GO): membrane; cytoplasm; intracellular membrane-bounded organelle
Source: RefSeq, a predicted model, not a curated record
UUUUCUUUACGUCGAACGAGACGAAAGUUUAGACGUUGCGUCACACCGCAGCGAACGUCAUGGCACUGCUUUCCGAUACGUUUUGUCUCGGCGGAAGAAAGCAUCCAUCACACCGUGUAGAUUUGACCGAGACACACAUAGCCGUCCAACCAGCGUCGAACGGCGCCGCUGCGAACGCAAAACGGGAAGAAAGCGCAGUCGUCACCGCCCUGGAUGACGUUAUAGGCGUCAAGCUACUUCCAGACAACCGCUCGUCGGGAGCCUGGUUACACAUCUACUCCUAUCCGAGGCGCAAGUCACGUUGGGGCAAGUUGGACAGAUGUAGGACGGACAGGAGUUAUUUCGUUUGUAGCGAGGAGACGCAGGAAGGCAAUAUGAGGAUUGGAGAGCGAUGGAGGUGUGCUGUUUGGAGUGUAGUACGAGGUCGUCGGUUUGUUCCGGGUAGUCUGACUGUGCCUCCGUCUCGACGGUUUCUCGUGCUGAUCAACCCAGCCAGCGGGUCUGGGAAUGCACAGAAGGUCUACGAACGUUACGUGCUUCCGAUGUUUGACAUGGCUGAAGUAGAGAGAGACGUCAUAACGACAGAGAGAGCGGGUCACGUACUCGAGUUGUUGAAGAAAAUGGACAUCGAACAGUUGAAAUCUUUCAGCGCUAUCGUAAUUGUGUCUGGAGAUGGUUUAGUGUACGAGGCAUUCAAUGGUUUGAUGGCUCGGAAAGACUGGGAGGCUGCCAUUCAAACUCCGAUAGCGGCGAUUCCUGGCGGAUCAGGGAAUGCGCUUGUUACAUCGAUUCUUUACGCAGCAGGGGAGCCUUUUACACCCACUUGUGCUGUGUUUGCUGUGCUUCGGGGCGAGAUAGCGCCAAUAGAUCUCGCGACCGUUCAGAGUCAAGACAAGACACACUACUGCUUUCUCAGUCUAACGUGGGGUCUAACGGCUGACGUCGAUAUCAAUUCGGAAAACUACCGUUUUAUGGGAAAUUCGCGUUUUGCGGUGAGCUUCUUGUCGAGACUCGUAUCGUAUCCAAAGUAUCGUGCGAGGCUCUACUACCUACCGGUCGACGACUCGAUAAGUGAGGAGACGGGCAUGGCAGGCAGCGGAGACGAAGACAAACCGAACGCUCACCUGCUACCAUCGCUCGACGACAGUUUGUCUGAAGACAGCGGCUGGAAAUGCAUAGCUGGCGAGUUCAUCACGGUCGUCGGCUCCAUGCUCACUCAUUUGUCACCGACUCUGCACAUUGCCCCGAGCGCCACCCUCGAUGGAGGCGUCAUGUAUGUAGUAGUCACCGGCGGCAAUGUGUCACGAAUGAAGGUGAUGAAGGUGUUUACAAACAAAUCGUGUCCGGAUGACAGUGUGGAGAUCUACGCGGCUAGAGCCUUUCGUCUGGAACCGGAUCUCGGCGAGCAAGCACGGCAGAGUUACAUGGUCUUGGAUGGAGAACGAAUCAAUUACGGUGCCGUACAGCUACAGGUACAUAAGGGGCUGGGACGUGUUCUGGCUCUCACGACGACGAAGGAGCGACCUCAAGAGUGAAGUUAGCGGCCAUCGGUGUGUCACUAGAUGUUGGAUGUUUAACAUAUUGAGAGACACAGAUAACAAAACAAUUUGUCUGUUGCAUAUAUUUCUACACAUGAUGUCACAGGAAUAUACCCUAACGCGUAAUUUAGUUUAGUGUGACAAACAUGCAGACUGAUGCGUUGGACCCUAGAGAUUAUCGUUCCGAUUUGCAAUGAAAAUGUCUACUAACAUUACUUUGGCAGAGGAAACAUGAUUAUGAUUGUAAUACAAAA